CACGUCUCUUCGCUCCCCUUCUGGCUUGCAUCACGACAACGACCUAGAAAUCCCACCACAGCUCAACCGAAUCCUCUCCGGAGCGUCUGUAGCUAUCGUUCCUUUACCUUCCAUCAUCCGGCCGAUCGACUUCCCGCAACAGUCAUGCAAACGAUCUCUCCCGUUACACUGCGAACCCCCUCAUGAUUGCUCCAUUUCACUGCGACGGGACCGCCCAACCGAGCAGCCAUGGACAGCAGGGCCCAGCGAUUCGAGGAUGAGAAGCGGCGCAUCAUCGAGAGCUGCUUCAGCAAGAAAGAUGUCGACGGGUCGCUGCUCGAGACAUACAUCACCCACAUCCGAAUCACCGAGUACUCCUCCCAUCCGACCUCUCCUCCUCCGCCCCAAGCACGAAAUCCUGAAUCUCAGAAACCUCGUGUCAUCGUCGUCGCUGUGAGAAAGAGCGGCCGAGUGCGUAUGCACAAGACCAAGGAAAAUGCCAACGGAUCCUUCUCAAUCGGAAAGACAUGGAACCUCGACGACCUUUCUGCCAUAGAGUCUUUCACCGGCCCGCCCGCCAACCCGACCUUCCGCGAGUGGGCUGGUGACACCGGCUUCACCGUCACCAUCGGCAAGCCCUAUUUCUGGAACGCGCAGUCCGACAAGGAAAAGAAGUUCUUCAUUGCCAGCUUGGUCAAGAUCUAUGGCAAAUACACGGGGGGCAAGGUCCCUGAGCUGUCGGGCUUCGACCAGUCCGAAAUGGCCCAGAUCCUGCGGAACGACCGACGGCCGCCGCCUGCACCUGGCCAGCUUCCUUUCAGACCGUCCCCCGCGAUGCCAGAUGCUGUCCCUGGCCAAAGCAGCUUGUCUGCGAACACACCCUCCAACUAUGGUACUCCCUCCCCGGGCCCUCCUGGCCCGCGCCGUCCGCCACCUCUCAAUGGGAUGGCCACAAACUCGCCCUCUGGGAGCAUGGCCUCUUCUUUCUCACAAGACCCCCCUACGCUAAGGCGUUACGGAAACAAGAGCCAAGAGUCAUUCGCUCCAUCCCUAGGGGCCAGGAGCGACGAUGCGGGCAGCUUGCCACCCCGUUCGAGAAAUGGCAUGCCUGGACCGGGGGCCUUGGGCAGGUUCGUCGAGCCCCCGCCUGAGCCUGUCCCAGGACCGCCGCCGCCAAUCUCAGAAGAGGGAGGUCGACCACCAGAAAGAAAGCGGCCGCCAAUGGACCCAGCUCGACCGCAGGGCUUCGCCGACAGAGACUUAGUUCCCGCGCCAUUGGUGAGCCCAGGGAUGCGACGCGACCAAGUUGCACCUCCACCGAGAAAUACAGCCAGGAAGAACUCGAUAUCACAACGGUCAGAUGCUGGCUCCUACAGAGACAAUAGACCUGUCACUCCCCUCACUCCCGUGGACCCGGGACCGGUGGAUGCCCCUCCCGCCCUUAGAACCCCUACGCGAAAUGGGGCUACACCUACGAGGCCGGCUCCUGCAACCGCCUCGCCGCUACCUGAGAUCCCGGUGCCCCCUGCACCUGUCUCCCCCAUUGCCCCAAGCCCGCCCCUAGCCUCGUCCCCGGCGCCUGUACAUGCGGUCGAGGAGUCUAUCCCCGAGGAACCUAUACCUUCCGAAUCUCCGCCUGUGUCAGAACCGCCUGUUGAGCCAGAUGAAGAGAGCCGGCCAGGAUUGGGCCCGAUGAUUAAGUCAAAGAAGUCCAAAGGAGACCUUGCUGGCGUGCUCUGGAAGGCUGCUUCUGCCGCCUCAGCCUUUAAGCCUCGACCCGGUGGUGCUGGCGAAAGACUACGACAACUUGCCACCAAGAGCACUGAGCCAGCUGAGGGCAUCACAACCGUGUUUCAACCCCCACCCAGGCCCACCUCUUCUGAUGGCCCCAAGGCGGCAUCCCCAGAGCCAGCUGCUGAGAAAGCCACCACACCUACAGCAGCGGUAGCAGCACCAGCAGCAAUCAUUGCAGAACCUUCUAAGCGCGUAUCUGGUGUGCCUGAGGUGAAGGUUACCGUACCUAAUUCCAGCCGUCCAACGAGCUUGCAGCCUUCGGUCAAGGAAAUCAAGAAGCCCGAAGAGCCAGCAGCCAGUGAAGAAAACCGCAAGUCAAUCGUUGUUGGUAAUGACGCCAAAUACCUUGCGUCUCUAGGCAUCGCCCCCACCGUCUUGGAUAACAAGAGUGGGGAGUUCACCAAGUGGCUGGAUUACUUUGGCUGGGUACCUGGCGAUCAGAUGAGAUCUCGCAAUGUCGACGAUAUGAGAACAGACCUUGAGAGAGAGCUAAACAAGGCGCAAGCUGGGGGCUGGCUGGCUCGGUUCCAGGAGGAGGAUGACCGAGUUGAGGCGAUCAAGCGUGGCAUUGACCUGGCAGUCGCUGAGUGUGAAGAGAUGGAGAACUUGUUGACACUGUACAGUGUCGAACUCUCAACACUCUCUGAUGAUAUUGCCUACAUUGAGGCUCAAGGCCAGGGUCUCCAGGUUCAGACUGCCAACCAGAAGCUCCUUAAAAAGGAGUUGGAGUCUCUUUUGGAAACGACGACCAUCACCACGGCUGAUUUGAACGCCUUGAGAGCCGCGCCACUCGAGGAUCCUGCAGGUCUCGAAGACAUCGAGUUGUCUUUGGUCACUCUGUACAAGGCCAUGAUCAAGAUCGACCCGUCGUUGCUAGGAGGCGAGCCAAGGAAGAGCGAGGAUCUUACAGAUGAAGCAGACCAAGCUGUUGGACUAGAGAAUACUGACUACGGUAAGAUGAGGAUUGUUCAGGAAAAGAAGGAGAUGUAUCGCCAAGAAAGCGCCGUCUUCUUGCGGCGGUUGGUCGGGUAUAUGGCACAGCAGUUCGACGUUGCCUACAACGAGGUCAACAGAGCACUUCGCGAGGCUCUUUCGAGAAAGGUGGACUCCCGUCACCACGAUGCUGGCCGAGACAUGCUUUGGAAGUACAGUCCUCUGAUCAAGUACGCUAAGGAUGUUGAUCCUGCCAACUGGGACCGCAUGAUCCAGGUCUACCAAGACAAGAGCCAUCCCGUGUACAAGAACGAAUUCCGGCAGGUUUUGGAAGCAUGGAAACGUAACGCGCGCAAGAUGACUGCCGACGAGACAUCCGAGCUCCUGUUUACGUUUGAAGUCGAAAAGCAACAAGAAGGCAGGGCGACCACCGUCAGGAAGCUCACCGUCAAGCGCAGUCAAACACUGGCCAAGAGCCUGCGCUCACCAAUCGACACAAGCAGCAGAACGAACCUCAAAGAGUCAGGGGCCGAGAACCGUAGCCUCCCAUACGAGGUCUUUGGUCAUAUAUUGGAUGACCUUUUGCCACUCGUCGAAAUGGAGCAAAACUUCAUUGUCGACUUCUUUCACGCCACAACGAUGGAACAGUCCGACUUCCCCGACUUGGUCGGAGCGAGCAGGCCGAGAGACCGAAGGGGUGGUGACCUGCGUCGCCAUCGCUUAAUGGAACCAGAUCGUGAUCUCGCCCGGAGAGUCACCAAGGCAAUGGAGACAAUCUUCAUUUUUCUCGAGACGGAAAUCGCAAAACUUGUCGAAUGGGUCAUACAAGCCGACCCCUUGCAAGGCGCUGGUGUCCUGGCUAUUCUCGAGCGAAACCUUGGAGACAUCCAACAGUCUAACCAAGAAUUCCUUAAUGCCUUGCUCCAAAAGCUUCAUGGCGUGUUGGAGUCCCGCUUCAAGAAAUUCGUCGACGAGCAAAUCCGCGCCAUCGAGGAUACUAAGGUCAAGAUCAACAAGCGCAAGGGUGUUAUUUCGUUCAUUCGCGUCUUCCCUCAGUUUUCCAACGCCGUGGAAAACAUCCUUACGGGCAUCGACCUGAACCUGGCUGUUCGCAAAACAGUCGAUCGCGAAUACGACCGUAUACUCAAAUCCAUGUUCGAUUCGCUCAAGAUCAUCGCCCGCGAGAACCCAGCUGUUAGCGUCGGCGCGGCGGGCGCGGACCCGGAGGACAAGGAGGCUCUCAACUUCCACAUCCUCCUCAUUGAAAACAUGAACCAUUUCCUGGAAGAGGUUAACACGCACGGCCUCGACGUCCUCGAGGACUGGCGCGAGGCUGCAACCAAUGAGUUAAACGAGCACAUGGGCCUGUACCUGAACGCGGUUAUGCGCCGCCCUCUCGGCAAGCUCCUCGAGUACAUUGAGAACAUCGAGGGCCAGCUCCAGUCGGGCAAGCCGGGCUCAAGCGUCGCGGCACAGCCGUCCAACUCCAAGUCGACAUUCCACAAGGUUCUGGCGACUUAUGAUUCGCGCGAGGUUCGCAAGGGUAUCGAGACACUGCGCAAGCGCGUUGAGAAGCACUUUGGCGAUGCGGACGACCCUGCUCUCAGCCAGAAGCUUGUGAUCAAGGUGCUCCGCGAGUGUGAGCGCUUCUACGGCGAGGUGGAGCUGCGCAUCAGCCGCAUCACGGCAGACGUCUAUAGUGGAGACGUCGUUUUUGAGUGGCCGCGCGUAGAGGUUAGAGCCGGCUUCCGCUAGAUACAGCUGCCGAAGCCGCACCUGCUGAAGCCUGGGGCCGCCUUUUAAUGUAUGAGAAGGUUUCGCUGCGGCAUUUAAAGCAGGCAGACCUUUCAGAGAUGUUUGAAGUUGUGUUCUUGUCGAUUCCCCUUUUUGUUAUCUUCAUUUUGCUCAUUGAAGAGCGAGAAAGAGCAUGGACGGCAUCGUAGACGAGCGGGGAUUGUAUAGGUAUACCUACACCCUUGCGGCCUCGUUGUCGCCACAUCCUUUCGCCUAAACACUUGUUAUUGGGGAGAGGAAGCAGGCAGGCGUGAGAGCGAGAGUGAUGGAAAGGCGGUAGGGAAUCAUGUUUCUGUCAUUGUCUUGUUGUUUCUCGAUCGGCGAGCAUGUGCCAUUUGUAGGCGGGGCGGGACCGAAGAGUUUUCGGUACCUUGGGCAAGCCUUUUUGACUGUGCACAUAGGGGGCGAGGAGGAUGGUAGACCCUGUGAUGAAAUGAGAGACUUCUUAUGCAUGCACGUCAUCGUUGCUUGCUAUGUGAUCAGUCGACGGAGUAAUUCAGUCAUUUUGCCGAGAAACGAGGUAGAUGAUCAGGCGCAGACACGGGCAGACAAUAUCACGGAAGAUCACCUCUGCUGGAGGGCUUGUGCCCCGCACCAGUUGAGUGAGUGUCCGUCGGCUAAGUUUGCCAUAAAUCUCUUACAUCACGUUUUCCUCGACAGAUCACCACAGAUA
This is a messenger RNA of Colletotrichum destructivum, 5173 nucleotides long. Its product is annotated as Putative exocyst complex component Sec3. Gene Ontology annotation, cellular component: plasma membrane; exocyst. Gene Ontology annotation, molecular function: phosphatidylinositol-4,5-bisphosphate binding. Gene Ontology annotation, biological process: exocytosis; Golgi to plasma membrane transport. The coding region runs from base 229 to 4461 and encodes 1410 amino acids. Lineage: Eukaryota; Fungi; Ascomycota; Sordariomycetes; Glomerellales; Glomerellaceae. The transcript has 4 exons. The record is from RefSeq and is a predicted model, not a curated record.